UCUCUACACCAGACAGAACACAAAAGCCAAAGUUGAACACAAUGGCAAGUUUCAGCCCAACGCUCCUGUACCCUUUGGAUGCUGGAGAGGAAUAUUAUGGAACAUCCAAUGCAAGUGUUUCUUCCAACAACAGCCACAGUAAUGACGACCCAGAAUUUAUAUAUAGGACAGUAACAAUGUAUAUAGUGUGUGUAUCAAUAAUUAUAGUUUGCAUUUGGGGAUGCUUGGGGAAUGGAACUGUCAUCUGGCUGCUUGGAUUCCGUAUUCAGAGGACCCCUUUCACCACGUACAUCCUGAACCUCGCCAUUUCAGACUUUGGUUUACUCGCUGUUGACUUUAUUUUAGAAAUACGCUGGCUUCAAAACCGUAAACAGGAUGAAGGCAUCGUGUUUGAAUUCUUUGAAGAUAUUUUCCAAUCCAUGUACAACACUGGUCAGUUUCUGCUGACGGCCAUCAGCAUCGACAGGUGUGUUUGCAUCCUGUUUCCCUUUUGGUAUCGAUGCCACCGGCCGCGACAUUUGUCUACCAUUUUGUGUGCCUUGAUAUGGAUAUUUUCUUUCAUUUUCCCUGGAAUUCACUUCAUUCUCUUCCUGACUGCUAAGAAGGAACACAAGUAUAUAAGCUGCUACCAGUAUAUUGUGAACGGCUUCAUUUGCCUCCCACUCAUGACUUUCUCCACUUUGAUCCUUUUUAUCAAGUUCUGCUUUAAAACACAACGGAUAAGGCGGAGAAAGCUGAUCACGGUCAUCCUGCUUACACUCCUCUUCUUUCUUUCUUUUUCUUUUCCAUUGAAUGCCUUUUACAUAAGCCAUUAUAUUUUUGACUCUCCAACUUUGCAUCGCAUACAAUAUGGCUACUUGUGCGCCACUCUGAACAGCAGCGUUAACCCUUUGAUCUAUUUCCUGGUUGGGAGACCAAAGAGAGGCAAACCUAGGAGAAGCAUGAAAGUCAUACUUCAGAAUGUUUUCAAAGAGGAAGAAAGUCAUCCAGAUGAAAUGGCACCCUCGGCUGAAACCAAGUUAUGA
Molecule: messenger RNA, 1025 nt
Organism: Podarcis muralis (Common wall lizard)
Lineage: Eukaryota; Metazoa; Chordata; Lepidosauria; Squamata; Lacertidae
Product: mas-related G-protein coupled receptor member H-like
Biological process (GO): G protein-coupled receptor signaling pathway
Cellular component (GO): plasma membrane
Molecular function (GO): G protein-coupled receptor activity
Source: RefSeq, a predicted model, not a curated record